AUGGCACAUCUCGAACAGCUGAUAGACAACAAUUCACUUAAAAUUGCAUUUUGUAGAUUUGCUCUAAUUUACAGCUCUCUAAUUAUUGUUGAAAGAUGACGGAAAAAGCAGCAAAUCCAUAUGAUAUGGAUAGUUCCACAUUCGACGCCGAAAAGUAUUUGGAGAAGUUACUCAAGGAUUGCACUUUAAAGCAGAUCAUGGACACUGAAACGGCAGUAAUCAAAGACACUCAAACACUACAUUCGGACAUGCAGACAUUGGUCUAUGAAAAUUACAAUAAAUUUAUCUCGGCGACAGACACUAUACGCAAAAUGAAAAAUGACUUCAAGCAAAUGGAGUCGGAUAUGAACUUACUACGCACAAAAAUGAAUACAAUCACAUCAUUUAGUGAGCAGAUUACUGACACGUUGCAAGGCACUCGAUCGCAACUAUGCCGUCUAUCCGAAAAGCACUCUCUACUUAAAAGAUUGCAGUUUUUAUCUUCGUUACCAGCAAAAUUAAAGAGUCUUAUUGAGGAGCAAAAUUAUGCACAAGCAGUUCAAGACUAUUUACAUGCACAAAAAGUUUUCGCACAAUAUGGCCAACAACCUUCGUUUGAUGGUAUUCAGCGGGACUGUGACGCUAUUUUGCUUGACUUGAAGGAGCGUUUGCGGACGGACUUUCAAAUGGCUAGCAAUACAGCGCAAUCAUUAAGUGAAAUUGGUGAGCUGUUAUUGCAGUUGGAGGAAAAGCCAUCUGAUUUAGCUAAUGAGAUGUUGACAUGUGCGUCAAAGCGUUUGCACGAACAAAUUGUGCUGCUGCAAGAUCAAACUGAACGCGAUAUGAUUGAAUUUGUGGAUAUGGGCAUAGAAGGAUUCCUUAAUGACUUGACUUUAGUAGUUACUUCGUUCUUUGACAUGUUUGUUGCAAAGAGCCAUGACAAGGAAAGCGAUGAUUUCCAAUUGCAUGCUUUGAGCCAAUUAAAUAUAUUUCUAAAUCAAAAUGUCGACAAAUACUUGACGCUCGUGCAAGAUCGUGUUGAAUCGGACAUAGGCUUUGGUGAUACGCAAAUAAUGUUGCGCGCACUGGAUCGCCUCCACCGACGUCUGCUGGCCAUGCGCAAUAUUUGUCGCGGGUUGGAUAUACAACGCAACACAAUAGACAUCAUAAUCGCAGCAGCACAUCAACUUUGCGAGGUCCACACCAAAACUUUGAAAGACCACUUCUCCGAUAGUCUCAGCUCAGUGCGAUUGGCAUUGGUAUCCGCUAAAAGUGACAGUAAUAGCUCUAACUUAAAUGAAUUAAUCACCAAUUUGUACAUCUCUAUGGUGGAGAAGGUGAAAGGAGUACUACAAGAUUUAUUGGUAUUUCUGCAGACCGACUGGUCUUUCAAUAUUAAGGCAGAAUACAAAAGAGAUCUAUGCGUGGAAGGCAUACGGGAAAACUUGUUAAUUGGCUUUAUGCGCCACAUUUCGAGCGUUAUGUGUUCUUUCGCCGACGCUUCAAGUUCAAGCCCCCCUAAUCUUCUGUUAGUUUUGUCAAAAACUUGUCUCGAAAUGGAACAAAAUGGUGUACACACACUGAUUACUUUGGUUGACGACUUAUAUGAAAUCGAUUCGGAGAAUAGUGCAAUAUUAACACAUGAAACUGAAAUGUGCGCAGAAAUGCGCGAGACUGCUCAAACACUACUUGAUGCGUAUGUGCGUUUGCAGGGUACAAAUAUUUCACAGAUGCUUCGUAAAAGUGUUGAAACACGCGAUUGGCUAAAUUGUCUCGAGCCGCGUUCAGUGCGAGCUGUAAUGAAACGCGUUGUGGAGGAACUCGGCUCUAUUGAGUCUGUUGUUGCCAGUCUUUAUGAGGCGGGUGUGCGCACGACAGCCAGCAGCGAUUCAAGCCGCAAGACCCACUUCAGCACUUUAACCACAUCUAAACAGCAGUAUCGCUCCAAUUGGUCUAAUUAUACACCAUCACAAUUGGAGUCUAGUUAUGUCUCGAAUAUUCAUCGUUUAUUUUCGGAGCGUGUUGACAUUUUUACCAACGUGGAUUUUUCGAAAGUUUCGAUUGUGACUGGAAUUAUAAAAAUUGGCUUAAAGACGCUUUUGGAAUGUGUGCGUUUACGCACAUUUAGUAAAUUUGGUCUACAACAAGUACAAGUGGAUACCCAUUAUUUGCAAAUGAACCUUUGGCGUUUCGUAACAGACGAGAAUCUUGUAAAUUUUUUGCUGGAUGAGAUACUCGGCUCGGCAGUACAUCGCUGCUUGGAAUCUAUACUGAUGGAGCCGAAUGCCGUUGAAAUUAUAUGCGAGCGUGGUUAGUAUAAUUU
Messenger RNA from Anastrepha ludens (Mexican fruit fly), 2302 nucleotides. It is a transcript of the gene Vps51, whose product is annotated as vacuolar protein sorting-associated protein 51 homolog. The record is from RefSeq and is a predicted model, not a curated record. The transcript is spliced from 9 exons. NCBI's taxonomy places the organism in Eukaryota, Metazoa, Arthropoda, Insecta, Diptera, Tephritidae. Gene Ontology annotation, biological process: endocytic recycling; Golgi organization; retrograde transport, endosome to Golgi. Bases 96 to 2294 code for a protein of 732 amino acids. Gene Ontology annotation, cellular component: GARP complex; EARP complex; membrane.